Molecule: messenger RNA, 522 nt
Organism: Cooperia oncophora
Lineage: Eukaryota; Metazoa; Nematoda; Chromadorea; Rhabditida; Trichostrongylidae
Source: the annotation of a GenBank genome assembly
AUGCUAGCAAGCAAAACAAGAAGCCUGAAUUUCAACCAGACGCUGGAGGAGCUUGCUCUCUACUGGGCGGAACAACAAGGCCGAGUCAUGACCACUGGUCAAAACGAUUUCUAUUAUUCCAACAAGUACGAAGACGACGAAUACGAGUACAGGCAUGUCCAUGUUACUAAAGAGGUCGCCAAGCUCAUACCGAAAAAUCGUCUCAUCAGUCACCAGGAUGGAUGGUGCCACUAUAUGAUCCAUGGCCCGGAACGGCAUGUCCUUCUGUUCCGCCGUCCGCUACCGAAUAAGAACAAUGUCGCCGGUAAGAAUUCGACCCAAGCACAGGAGCCUGCAGCAGCAUCAACGGAGACACAAAAAAGCAUCGAUGCAAAAAAUACCGAAGUUAUGGAGUCGAACGAAGAAGACGAUUUCCUGGCGAAGCUACAUACCUUUACAGUAUCCACCAAAGCGUGUCCGAAGUACUGGGAAAUGUUCAUUGAAACAACGGUUAUUAUGUUAGUCGCCGUGAAGAAUCUGUAA